This is a messenger RNA of Serpula lacrymans var. lacrymans S7.9, 723 nucleotides long. RefSeq lists its product as uncharacterized. The transcript has 4 exons. Lineage: Eukaryota; Fungi; Basidiomycota; Agaricomycetes; Boletales; Serpulaceae. The record is from RefSeq and is a predicted model, not a curated record. Bases 308 to 703 code for a protein of 131 amino acids.
GUAGAAACAUAAGUACUGCCCAAAAUUUGUCUGCUUCUUGAUCCCCCACUUUCUGCUAACAUGCCCGCUGCAAAACGCUCACUUUCCAAGACACGCUCCACCAUAGAUGAAAGUCAGACUAAAAAGCCAAAAAGGUCCACCAUGAACAAUGACACGCUCUCUGAUUUGUCGAACAAAGAGAUUGAUCCAGCUGAUACAUAUACCAUGCUUAAUGUGCCAUCUAACAUGUCAGACGAAUAGACUCACAGUUUACUUUUGUCAGAGUUAGUCCUUUUUUUUUGGCUUGUUAGUUAUCUUCAACUUGUCAAUGUCAUCCCCGUUACCACUUGAUAGAAACAAUCUCUCCUCUGAUAACCUUUACCUCAACAAGGAUGAACCUGUUAAUCAUGUUGGUAAUCAUAGCAAUAACAGCACAGAAAACAAUGUCAACUAUGCAGGCGACAACACUACUGCUGUGCAACAAAGUGAACACAUCCUCCUUGAUACAUCAAUUCUGCGAGGUCUGCCUAUAAACACUGUUCGACGUAUUGAAGCUUUUGCAAAUUUCUCCGAUCCUGAAAUCUUGACAUACAGCAUUGACAAGUUACCACCCGUCAUUUCUUGGGGCAAGACCAAGCAUAAGAAAAAUUGGUCCUACUAUAUUUGUGAUAUUGGUUAUCCGGAGGCGGCCCUGAUGGUGCUCCCAAGGCACACGUUAACAUAGCUGUACAGCCAUUUGGUAUU